This is a messenger RNA of Adineta ricciae, 570 nucleotides long. The record is from the annotation of a GenBank genome assembly. NCBI's taxonomy places the organism in Eukaryota, Metazoa, Rotifera, Eurotatoria, Adinetida, Adinetidae.
AUGGUCGAUAAAAGUUACAUUGUUUCACUUCUCGGUUGUGCCAAUCUAAUUGAACUAACAUUGCUGACUGGUGGCUUUAUUGCUGUUUGUGUAGCAUCAACAGGAUACGGUCAACUUGUCGAUUCUUCUUCUAAUCUUAGUCAGACUAAUAAUGCUGAUUUAACGAUAUUUUAUGAUAUUAGUGUUUACACGAUAAAACAAGCUGACCAAGGCAUUUUAAUAACAAUCUUUCUUUUGACAUUCUGUUCACUAUUUGCUCAUAUUAUAUUUGCUUUUCGCUAUCGAUAUUCUUGGCAUCGUCUAUCGACUGUGGUAGCUUUCCUAUGUGUUAUCUACGCAUUUGCAAUACUUGUUAUAUCUAUACUUGUUGCUUGCUGGGAAGAUAAAAUGAGAAAACGAUUAACGAAUUCCUAUGCCACAAAUUCGAUUCUCUCAACAUCAAAUGCUUCAAUCAAACCACAGAUUGGUUCAGCAGCAGCUGCAGCUACAUUUGGCUUUGCAGCAUGUCUUGCUUAUCUUGCCGAAGCAUUGAUACGAUUUCGACGUCUAGCAGACAAGAUUCAAACUUGA